AGCCGCCAUCGGUUAGUGAACCGGUUCAAGCAAAGAUUAUACAGACGUUCAUUUGGUUGCUGAAGAUAGAAUCGAAGUGAAACGCACCUUGCUUUGCUUCGCUCACUCUCUGUUUUUGUUUCAGCAACUCAUUUCGCUUAAAAUGUCUUACGCUCUGCAACUCUCAGUCCCUGCACGUACUUUUGAGUCUUCAAAUAGUAAUAGAAAGAGAGCAAGAGCAUGUCAUUCGUUUCAACCCAAUAUUCCAGAGCAACCCAAUAUUCCAGAGCAAGAAGAAGCUGACACUGGAAGAGUUCAAGACCAAUCGCAUGUGAUUUUGGUUGAGAGAUACGGCAACGGGAGUGCCAAAAGGUUCAUCUUAGAUGAUGAAUGGCAAGUGCAAACCUUGCUUGUGGAACAUGAUUCUGCUGAUAAUAGAUUGCAAGGCUCACAUUUCUCUGACAUGACUUUGUCCUUCCUUCCUAAUGUUGUGAAGGAUUUCAUUUUACCUGCUGGCUUCCCAGGAUCGGUUUCAGAUGAUUACCUGCAGUACAUGUUGCUACAGUUUCCUACCAAUGUUACUGCAUGGGUUUGUCACACAUUAGUCACAUCAAGUCUCCUAAAGGCCGUAGGCAUUGAUUCUUUCUCAGGAACUACUGCUGCUGUUUCUGCUGCUACUAUCAAAUGGGUGUCAAAGGAUGGCAUUGGAGCUGUUGGGCGCUUAUUCAUUGGUGGGCGCUUUGGAAAUCUUUUUGAUGAUGACCCAAAACAAUGGCGCAUGUAUGCAGACUUCAUUGGCAGUGCUGGAAGCAUCUUUGAUCUAACUACUCAAGUUUAUCCUGCCUAUUUCCUGCCUUUGGCAUCUCUAGGAAAUCUUGCCAAGGCUGUAGCAAGAGGACUGAAAGAUCCUUCGUUCCGUGUGAUUCAAAACCAUUUUGCAAUUUCAGGAAAUCUGGGAGAGGUAGCAGCAAAGGAGGAAGUUUGGGAAGUAUCUGCUCAGCUGCUUGGUCUUGCUUUGGGCAUACUGAUCCUGGAUACACCUGGUCUUGUAAGAUUCUAUCCAGUAUUGGCAUUGACAUGGACAAGCAUGCGGCUUCUGCACCUUUGGUUACGUUAUCAGUCACUUUCAGUUCUACGAUUUAACUCAAUAAAUCUCAAGCGUGCUCGUAUAGUGGUAAAAUCACAUGUUUUAUACUCAACUGUUCCAGGAUUUGAUGAUUGUAAUAAGGAAGAAAAUAUUUUAUUAUGGGAAAAAUUCAUGAAGCCGCGAAUAAUUUUUGGUGUUCCCUUGGACGAGAUGGUUGGUGGUGAGAAUUCUGUUUUCAAGUUGAAGACACUUCUGAGAAUAUAUUCAAAGGAGAAAUAUAUUCUAAUUGUGAACCAACUAGGAAGAGAUUUUGAGGUCUUUGUAUCAUUCAAGGUGGAAGCUACUAGUAUGUCAGUUUUGCGAAGUGUGUGGCAGACAUAUUGGCUAUAUGAAAAGUUGGAAAGCUCAGGUAAUCUCUUUGACCAGCUUUCACAGAGCUUAUCGGAGAUGGAAGGAAGGUUUGAGGAUUUCAUACAGCAGUUAGAGAAAGCUGGAUGGGAUACUCAUCAAAUAAAUCUGAAAGUCCCCAAGGAAAUCUCCAUAGAUGAAUCGAGUUAAUGAUCAAAAUCAGCAAUCGGAUUUGUAUUUAUCCUGAGCUCCUGCCUGCAGAAUUCCUGCUGUCAACCAAACUGUACUUGAUAGUUUCAUUCCAAAACAAUGAAGCUAAGUAUGCUGGUCAAUGAAAGAACUCUUCAAUUAAAAUGCCGCUUCGUUUUGGAUCGUGUAACGCCUCUAAUCGAGUUUAUGAUGAUGAGAUUCAGCGAACAUGAACGCAUUAAAUUUUGGGUUGUUAAAUUUCUUCUUUUUCAUGCAAUAGAAAUUAUAUGCUUAAAGCUACUUGAAAUGUAAAUUGCAGCCUAGUAUUUGAAUCUUUUCCAACGGAGUGAAUUACUCGGUGCUAGUUAAAUUACAUAAGA
Molecule: messenger RNA, 1983 nt
Organism: Pistacia vera
Lineage: Eukaryota; Viridiplantae; Streptophyta; Magnoliopsida; Sapindales; Anacardiaceae
Product: protein root UVB sensitive 5
Exons: 15
Coding region: 143-1624 (493 amino acids)
Source: RefSeq, a predicted model, not a curated record